AUGGAUUGUGGGAUCCUCAACAUCAGAGACACCACCUGGCUGUCAGGACAGAGAGAAACCUCGGCGGGAGAGGAGGACAGAGAGGAGGACAGAGAGGAGGACAGAGAGGAGGACAGAGAGGAGGACAGAGAGGAGACGAAACAGCCCUCAGACAAAGCAUUCCCACACGGGAAGAAGAGAAAGAGUGGAGCAGAGAAUCCGAGACCAGCCAAGAAGACUGCAUUGAAAUCACAGGAGGCUUGUUUUCUGGCUCUGGAGAAAAAGGAAGAUGAGGAGGAGAAAAAGCCCAAGAAAAGGAGAAAGAAGAAGACGAUCACAGAUGUCCUGGCCUUGUCAGAACCCAAGCCGGGUUGCCCAGGCGACCUGCAGAGCUUGGUUCUAGAACACUUCAAAAACCAACGCUCAGUCAUCGAGCUGGAAGAGAUGAACCUGCAGAAUUCCUGCUUCCUGGCCUGUAAUGACCUCACUCACAGCCUUUCCUCCUACCUUAAAGAGAUUUGUCCCAAAUGGGCCAAGAUCCAAAAUAAGCACACAGAGAAGAGUUCUGUGGUAAUGCUCAUUGUAUGUAGCUCCGCCCUCAGAGUCAUCGAGGUCAUCAAACAGCUGACAACCUUCAAGGGAGAGGCCAAAGUCUUGAAGCUGUUUGCGAAGCACAUCAAGGUCGAGGAACAGGUGAAACUGCUCCAGAAGUCCGUAACACACAUCGCUGUUGGGACACCUGGAAGACUGACCGACCUCAUAAAAAGAGAGGGCUUGACUUUGUCGGCCCUACGCUUUCUGGUUCUGGACUGGAACUGGAGGGACCAGAAACUACGCAGGAUGGUGGAUGUUCCUGAGGUCAAAGGUGAUUUGAUGAAGCUUCUGGAUAUAGGCAUCACGAAAGCCUGUAGGGAAGGAAAAGUUAAAGUGGGACUUUUCUGAUGUACACACACACACCUACUGCCCUCAAUAAUCUUUUUUUUGCCAAAGAUGGACACAAACUCACCCAACCAUGUUAAAAUUGACCUCUUAUGAUCCUUCUCACUCUUUCAGACACAUGACACAUACCCACACACCAGACAGACAGACACACACACAC
This is a messenger RNA of Esox lucius (northern pike), 1078 nucleotides long. RefSeq names its product cms1 ribosomal small subunit homolog (gene cmss1). The record is from RefSeq and is a predicted model, not a curated record. The coding region runs from base 1 to 921 and encodes 306 amino acids. The transcript has 10 exons. NCBI's taxonomy places the organism in Eukaryota, Metazoa, Chordata, Actinopteri, Esociformes, Esocidae. Gene Ontology annotation, cellular component: 90S preribosome; nucleus.